Aplosporella prunicola CBS 121167 is the source of this 876-nucleotide messenger RNA. RefSeq lists its product as uncharacterized. NCBI's taxonomy places the organism in Eukaryota, Fungi, Ascomycota, Dothideomycetes, Botryosphaeriales, Aplosporellaceae. The transcript has 2 exons. Bases 256 to 732 code for a protein of 158 amino acids. The record is from RefSeq and is a predicted model, not a curated record.
CGGCUGCUCUUCUUCCUCUUCUUCCUCUUCUUCUUCUUGGGUCUUUGCUUUUGCCGGCGCUGCGCUGUUGCUGUGAGGAUAUACGAUAGACGCGCACGCACGCACGCAUACAGCUUACAGUUGCUUUCUUCUCUUGCCUUGCGAAGUACUUUCCGCUGCCUUGCCUACCUUGCCUACCCACCUUCGUCAGCGCCCACACACACCCACACACAAAACCAGACAGCGCGCACACGCACACGCACACGCGCGAGCAAGAUGCGCGCGCUCGGGCUGCUGCUCCUCGGCCUCGGCCUCGCUGCGCCGUCGUCUUCUUCCGUCUCGGCGCUCUCGUUCCCUCCACAUCUCAGCAAGCGACAAUCCUCCUCCUCCGCCAGCUCUCCCCGCUGCUACUACCCCAACGGCCUCGAGUCCAGCGACAUACCGUGCAAUGCCGGCGCCAGCGACGGCAGCCCGUGCUGCGCCAAAGGCUACAUCUGCUUCAGCAACAAGCUGUGCGUGCGCGAGGGCGAGGGCGGGCGCUCGUAUCAUCGCGGCAGUUGUACGGACCAGAGCUGGCGCGGGGAGGGGUGUCCGCGAUUCUGCCUGACCUCAGCAACUGCGCUGCCGACCGCUACUGCUGUGAUCGCGCGGGCGACGCUAUCAGCAAGAAGACGUGCUGUGCGCGCGACGGUGGCGGCGGCGGCGGCGGCGAAGGAGACGCGCAGCUCGCGCUCGCGGGCGGCAGCGUCCUGACUACCAUUGGCGUGUCCGCCUCGUCCACCUCCGCAACGACCUCCACCAACACCCCUACUUCUUCCUCUGCCUCCUCCCGUUCCUCCCCCACUUCCUCGUCCUCCCUCGCAGCCGCCGCCGCCGCCGACGCCCCACCCACCGCCA